This is a messenger RNA of Triticum aestivum (bread wheat), 979 nucleotides long. RefSeq lists its product as uncharacterized. Bases 1 to 705 code for a protein of 234 amino acids. NCBI's taxonomy places the organism in Eukaryota, Viridiplantae, Streptophyta, Magnoliopsida, Poales, Poaceae. The transcript has 2 exons. The record is from RefSeq and is a predicted model, not a curated record.
AUGAGCCUUUGGAUCAUCUCUAUUUCUAAUGGAGUAGUUGGUAGUCUGGUACUCUGGUUUUAUUUUUGUCUGGUUUUUUUUCCCACCUCGCACCACCCCUCCGAUUUUUAUUUCGCUUCGGUACCCCCUCCUCCGCUUUGUCCGCACGAAAAAAUCGUGCGAACCAGGGGACUGAAUAGCCUACCCAGUCUAGCUGCCACGAUCCCUAUCCUCUACAUCUCCUCCCUUGACCGAUCCAGGGGAGAUACCGCCGCCCUCGCGUGUGAUCUCCGCGGAGGCCAGCGCCGUGUUCGGCGUCAUGGACGCAGGCUCAGCCACCUGCGCGCGGCCACUGACGCACCCAAUGCGGCGCUACCGCCGACCACCCGCUCAUGCCGCCGUGGUCAGCCGCACCGUCAUGCCCAUCUCGAUCACGCCCUUCUCCCCUCCUCUCUCCCUACUCACGAGCAGUCUUAUCGAGGAAACCCGACGCCGACCAGCCGGCCACGGACAGUGGCAGCGUUCGUCCCUGAGUCUCAAGGUACGCCGUACAGAGGGGAUCAAGCUGUAUAUUGCUAUGUGGAAUGCUUUGAUUCAAUGGUGUUGUCGGGUUGGGAGCAUGAAACAUGCUCUGUAGUUCUUUGGUUCAAUGCAGGAGGAAGGGAUGUACGUAGACCUGAAGAUUUUAUUAAGAUCAUCCACGGGCUGGGGAAGCAAGGGGAGUGAGAUUAAAUCAAGAUUUUUUUUUGACAAAAUGAGGAUUCAAUGGCUCAACGAGAGUAAGCCCCAAGCUAGAUCAUUGUUGUUUUCCUUUAGUAGGAUGUCACAUAAUUCAUUUAGAGUGGAGCAGGAACAUUCAAAAAGGAAAUGUACAUCAUAUAUAUUAGUAUAAUACAUCUGACACUUUCUCGUCUUUCACUAAUAGCACAUUGAUCAUAGCAUUUGUAUAGCUCAUUCCGGUGUAAGUCGGGCCAAUUUAGAAAAUAUUUCAAAGGUUAUA